CUCGGCUCUGCAUCUUUCACAUGUAAUCCGGCGUUGUGCCGCGCGCUCUCGGCGUAUCAGGGGCCAUCCAUAUUUCUCCGGCAUCUAAUUUUUUUUUUUUUCCACUAGAGGAGUGAUAUAGCCUGCUCUGACGUCUGCAUCAGAUAUUACCCACUGCUUUUUCAAUGUGCAUUUUCCCCCCAGUGACUUUGCACUGAUCUACAUCAUCAGCAGCAGCAACGGGAGGGGAAAAAAAGAGGAAAAACUGGAAUGUAGAGUUAAUUUUUCUUUUCCUUUUUUAAGAGAAAGAAAGAAAAAAAAAAAGCUCCCAUAAACAGCCGACCAGCAUUUCCAGCUGAAACAAAUAUCUUUUAACAGCAUCACGUUGUGGAAUAGACUGGCACCAGAGCAUCGCUGGAACCAUGCCUCUUCUGCAGCUUUGGACUGGGAAAUUUCAUCCACCAAUUUGAUCGUCGGGAGGCUGCUGCUCAGUCAUUCAUGCCAGUGUUUGUCAUCACUUUUAAAAGUAUUGUGCAUGCUGGUUUUUUUGAGCAAGAUGUCUUAUCUUCUGCUUUUGGUCGAGGGGCUCUGUGACCUGCACGGAUUUCCAUAGCUGGGGGAAAACAGCGGGGGCCAAAUACCAGAUUUUUAAAAUCGAGAAGCCCUUCAUAAUGAAGACGUCUCUUGCGUAGAUGUAGACUAGUUUAUUCGACAUUUUUACAAGGCAAAUUUGUUUUGGAUUGGCAGCUUUUACUUUAUUUUUGCAUUUUUUUCCGGGGGGGAGAGCUACUGGACUGGUUGGAUUAUAGGAACUAUAAAUAAGGAUUUGUGGAGAUGUUGGGUCGUCAAGAAGAUAAAUUAUGUGGAAUUUUCUCUGCUCUGGCGGCUUUGUCCUUCCUAUGCUUUGCUCAAAGCUCCUCUACUGGAAGCAGCGGAAUGUCUGUGGCCAAGACUACCGUGGACAAGUUGCUGAAGGGAUAUGACAUCCGCUUACGGCCCGAUUUCGGAGGUCUUCCAGUCAUCGUAGGAAUGAGCAUCAACAUAGCCAGUAUCGACUCUAUCUCAGAAGUAAACAUGGACUACACCAUCACGAUGUAUUUCCAGCAGAGCUGGCGAGAUAAGCGUUUGGCCUAUGGUGAGCUGAACCUGAACCUGACGCUGGACAACCGUGUAGCAGACCAGCUUUGGCUCCCUGACACCUACUUCCUUAAUGACAAGAAGUCCUUUCUUCAUGGCGUGACAGUCAAGAACCGCAUGAUCCGACUGCACCCUGAUGGUACCGUCUUAUAUGGGCUGAGAAUAACAACUACUGCUGCUUGCAUGAUGGACUUAAGGAGGUACCCUCUUGAUGAACAGAACUGCACCCUGGAGAUUGAAAGCUAUGGAUACACCACGGAUGACAUUGUAUUCUUCUGGCAAGGAGGAGACAACGCUGUGACAGGCGUUGACAAGUUAGAGUUACCUCAGUUCUCCAUCGUGGAACUCCGCUUGGUGUCCAGGGAGGUCAGAUUUACAACAGGUUCAUAUCCGAGGCUUUCGCUGAGUUUCAGGAUUAAGAGGAACAUUGGCUAUUUCAUCUUGCAGACAUAUAUGCCCUCCAUCUUGAUCACCAUCCUCUCCUGGGUUUCCUUCUGGAUCAAUUAUGAUGCCUCUGCAGCUCGGGUAGCCCUUGGUGUGACAACGGUGCUCACCAUGACCACAAUUAACACCCACCUUAGGGAGACUCUCCCAAAGAUUCCGUAUGUGAAAGCCAUCGACGUCUACCUCAUGGGCUGUUUUGUGUUUGUGUUCCUGGCCCUGCUUGAAUAUGCCUUUGUAAAUUACGUGUUCUUUGGCCGGGGCCCUGCUCAGCAGAAGAAAAUCAAUGAGAGGCUGAACAAAGUCAACAACGAGCGCACGAGAUACGAAGAGAAGCGCCUGAGGGAGCAGGACUCCAUUUCCGUGCCGUUUCAAACCAACACCUUCAGGUCAUUUACGCAACGAAGAAAUCUGUAUCUCGAGGAACAAAGAAAAGUUGGGGUGGAUGCAUAUGGAAACAUCCUCCUCACACCGCUGGACAUGAACAAUGAGGUGAUGCCUUCUGAUGUGGGGAGCAGCGUCAGUGACUCUCGGAACUCCGUCAUGUCCUUCGACAGCUCCGGGGUCCAAUUCAGGAAGCCCCUGGCACCCCGAGAUGGCUACAGCCACCACUCGCUGGACCGGAGCGCUAUGCGGAGCCGGGCCAACUGUCGGCUACGACGACGCUCCUCAAAGCUCAAGUUGAAAAUCCCAAACCUCUCAGAUGUUAGCACCAUUGACAAGUGGUCCCGGGUCAUUUUCCCUAUCACCUUUGGAUUUUUCAACCUAAUCUACUGGUUGUACUAUGUGAAUUGAUGUGCAUCCCACUAGGAAUCAUGGGCCAUAUUUUGAGAGCACAUUAAAUUGGCUUUGAUACAGUUCCAAAAUAUGUAUACACAUAUACAAGUUGAACAUAUGUAUAUGCAUAUUUCUAUAUAUUAUAUUUAUAUAUACACGUGUGAAAUCUGAAGGACCUUUCUGCUGUACAAAGUAUUACUAGGAUGACUUGAAUGUUUAAGAAUACUUGUGCGAGAAGAAUUUCAAGGCUUUGAGUUUCUUUUUCCUCCUGAAACAAACAGACAAACGUGAAAUCCCGCCAGGGGUUUUUGGAACUAAAGACUGCAUGAUAUUUUUGCUACAAAAAAGAAAUAAAAGAAAAAAGGAAAAAAACGAGGGGAAAAAAAGAGAAGGUGAAAGCUCGUACGAGAGAAAAGAUGUCUCAGAGUUCCCAUUGACUUUUUAUUGAUACUUAUCGUACUCAAAAGUUCCUCUUCUGCAGCUCAUGAAGUCAGUGGUGGCUUGUCUGUUCAGACAUCAGCUGAGUGGGAUCCUUGGCAACCCCCCCACCCCCCACCCUCACCCCUGCUGUCCGCACCUAUCUCCCACACCUACACCAACCUGCAUCCCCACGCCCGCCCCCCCCCCCACCGCCAUUACCCAUGGAUAACAUGCACGGACAUCUCCGGUUCUACUAUGUACAGCAACCUUGUUUGGAUUCUGUGUUGUUCCUUGGGUUUUUUGAAGUGAUAUUGUUCUCUUUAUCAGACAUCUGCUCUGGCUUAAUGGUCUCCAUUGGAGGGCCGCGUGGAUGGGAUGUUUGACCGCUGCACUCCCGCCCAGAGCCGACGCAAACUUGUAGUUUUAUUUCUCUUUCUCAUGUUAUUUUUUUUAGAAAAACAUCCUGGGGAGGUGGUGUUUUUUUUUCUUUUUCUUUCUUUCUUUCUUUCUUCUAUUUUUUUUUAUUUAUACCAUGGUUAAAAACAAGUACUGAUUAUUGUAGAUAUGAUUUUGUCUUGAAAAAUACUGUGAUUUCAGAGAGUGUCAGAACGUGUUCUAGAGCUAGGGCAUUACGAGAUAAAAGAGUAAAAGGUAUGCAUUUCUCAUUUUGAUUGUUUAAAAAAAAAAGGAAAAAAAAGAAAUACAUAUUCUGUACAUUUUAUCAUUCAGUAUUCUCAUGAAAGUUUACUCGUGCUGUUUCUUUCCCCCUGAUGGUUGGUUCACUUUAGAUGCAGAGUCCAUUGACGUCAUAUCCUGCUUUGUGUUUUGCUAAACAGAAAUGGGGGAGGGGCCGCCUUUGUUGUUCGUUUGGGAUGAUUGCUCGGUGAGGACGCAAGAACAUGUAUAUUCAAAAAAAGAUGCACCCACAGUUUGACCAGUUGUCAUUCAAUAUACAGUAUUUCUUUGUUUGUUAAGCAUUUCUUCUGUGUCGGAGUUAGAGCGUCUGAAGGCAAGAUGAGUAGAUUGGGUUGGUGUCGAACAGGCGAGGAAGGGUGCAAACAUCUCAAAACUGUUCCCUGAAGAUCAGAAAAGGCUUCCUGAUCAGGAGUCAGUGAUUCUUCUGGAAUAAUCGUUUGAAAAAUAGCCAUGAAUUGAAUGAAAUCACAACCAAAUGCCUAUAACGCAUCUGCAUUAUCGUUUUGCUCUCAUCUACUUCAUAAACACACACAUAGCAUUUUCAUUGCUCUAGUUAAUUUGCAGAGGUGGCACAAAAUUGACAAAAUCUGACUUCGUAAUUGUGAUUAAUCAAGUAUGGGUUAAACUUAGCUGGUUUAACCCACUCAGCCCCUCUCAGAUGACCGAGGCAGAUGUACAUUGCAGAAGAGAUGGAAAGAAGAAGGGAAGAAAAAAAAGCGUUGGUUUUGCUUCAGCUGAAGUGCACUUUAGCAUCCUCCUCAGUGUCACCUACAGUAUAAUUCAGGUGCAGACAAAGAGCGAAAAUCCUCACAACAAAAUUGCCAUUGUGCGCAACCCGGCCCCUGAGAAACAUAAAGAGAGAGAGAAGGCAGGGAAAUUGCUCUGUACACAAACAUGGAGGAGCUAGAAGAAGAUGGAAGAGCUGCAAAGUAAUGAAAUGAGGAUCAGAGAAGCAGAAGUAUCCAUCUAUCAACAGAAAUACCCCCUCUCCUCCGGAGCUCGGGGUGUAGCAUAACAUGUCUUUAAAAAGGAAUACUGAUCAGAAACUAAGGUGCCUCACCAAGUCAUUGUUAAAUGUACAGUUUUGUGGCCUGAGCUGUGAUUUGAGUUUUGUUUAAAUUUUACAAGGUGUCAUAUUUUAUACUAGCAAAAAAAAAAGAACAAAAAAAAAAGACAAAGAUCAUCUCAAUAUUUCUUCUGAUCCAAAUAGGACGUUUUUAAAGCGGCCAUAUUAUGCUAAUUUCUAGCCGUAUGAUUUUAAUCUUUGGUGCCUCUAGAGUUGCUCUGCACUCGUCACAACUCCAAAAGGACGUGUUUUUUCUCAGAGCGACACAAAUUGACUAUUAGAGAUGCCUUUUCUGAAUAAACAAAGAGAUUCUGUCACAGCUGUUCAGUUUAGUCUGGCCAGGCUAAAUGAAAUAGCUCCGAGACCCCUCUCAUUUCCACUGGUACAGAACGUAUUAUACCAAUCGCAACAGGCCGGGGGCGGGCCGAUGUGAUGACUCCUACAGGAGUAUCAAGGAGCCACGGUUUGAAACAACCCAGACCUCUGCAAAAGUGCCACCAACACCUUGGAUCAACAAGUGUAUACAGCAGAACUGUAGUCAUUGCAGUACAGUCAUUCUCCAGCAUUCCAAAAUGUGUUGAUACGAGUCUUGUUGUCGCUCAGCUUGCAUCACAUGCUUUGCAGUCCUGGUGCUGCCCCCUUCGAAUCAAAUCAGAAAUAAAAGAAAUUCGGCUGGCCAGCCAGACUGCCGUUGGUGGAAUUCCUGCAGGAACGUGCUGCAUGGAGAGCAUGACCUACGUUACGCACACCUACUUUUUUGAGGCUCCAGUUACAGUACCUAUGAGAAGAUAAUUCAUUCUUUUCACCUCGUAUAUAAGUCAGGAAACACAGAAAAAGCGUAAUAUGGCCCCUUUAAAGUGGUGAGAGCCAAAGUGGAGCUGAAUUCUUCCUGCUGUAGCUGACAAGUAGGUCGUUUCGGUCAUCUGAGAGUCCACGCAUCACCAAAAUGUGAGGACGAUGUGUAAUUAUGACUUAAAAUAAAUCAUAUUUGACCUUUUCCAAAGCGGGUUCAAUUUUUAAUGUGAAGAAUACAUAUGUAGCAUUGUACUGCUGCUGCAGGCAGAAAGACUGUUGAGUUCAUGGUUUUACAAUGGCAAUGAGUUAAGACCGAAAUUAAUUUGGAAAAAAGAAAGACAACAGUUUUUGACAGCUAAAGAAUUACAAAGCCUGUAUCCUAUUUUCAGAGACGUUACAUAUUUAGCACCGGAGUCCAAUAACACGGCUGGACUCCCGGUGGAGAGUUUGCUGCCAAGAAAAGGAGAAGAAAAAAAAGGAAAAAGGAAAGAAAGCAGACAUCCUUUUAUUCAUUUCACGUCUGGCAUUCUGGCGCCUACGCUACCCUGCAGUAACACUCGACCAAAUGACAUCACCUGGGACACAAAAGCUUUAUCUGGCUUCUUUCACAUAUGCAGUAGUUCUCCCCGACACCUGCGAACUGACUUCAAUGAUGCCGUUCCCCUUUAACUCAUUUUAGAUAUCCCUGUGACACGUAUGCUGCAAUUCUAACUUCUGAUUACAGAAGUCUUUCUCAUGUGAGAUGUGCAAAUGACGUCAUUAAUAGAUGUGAAUCUCUUUAUGCCGGUUGGUUGUUGCAAUCAGAUGAAGCGUGGAAGGCGAUUGUAUUUCCAGAGUAUUGAUUACUCCAUGAAUGGUAUAAUAUAGAAGAUGUUAGAUGUUGGAUAGAAGUCUCUGAGUUAGGGGCAUUAAUAAUGUGCACAUUUACAUUUAUGUUGCAAAUGUUUGUUGUUUUUGUUUUGUUUUUUUAUUUUAAUUAAUGGCAAUUAUUCCAAAUUUAUACAGAUGAUACAGUUUACUCUUUUUUUUUAAAUUUGCUUCUUUUUUUCACCCUUCUCACAAACAGCUUGUCAAACUGUUCAAACGGAAUAUGAUGGAUCUUUAAAAAGAGUUCAGUCAGAUUAUGAGGCCAGAGAAAUCUAUUUCCUACAAGAACAUUUAUGUUGUUUGGCUGAAAAGAAAAAAAAAAUCUGCCUACUCUGUUGUCUCAGUGAGAUGCACGUACCGUAUACAUUUUAUAAUGUACACUAACUCAAGUAUCAAAUUCUCCUUCAGGUUGUUUUAAUCCCAGAAACGACAUACAAACAUGCUUAUUCAGGUAUUAUUCUCUUUUGAUUGGAAGAUGCUUACGUUAAAUGAACUCCAGACUCCAAGACAUAAGGAGGAGAAUCAUUGGCAGCCCUUGCAUGCUCACGGUAAAUAUACCCACUACUAAUUUCCUGCUUUCUGAACAUGAAAUCAGCACAUCCAUCCCAAAAAGCUGUGAGGACCUUCUGUUUGAAGCUUUUUUUCUUUAGGAUAUUUGCUUAUACGAGAGAGAAGGGAUACAUUUCUUUUGGCGCAUAUGUUUCAAGGAGUUGAGAAGGAAGGGAAAAAAGAUGUUGAACUGAUUUCAAUGUGAAUUUUCUUGCCUCUAGUGUAUAUGUGUAAUUACAUGUGAAUUGUACUGUAAAUAUGAUAUCUUUCACUUAAUAGUUCUUAAUGCAUGAACAAAAACAUGGCAGUUCGUAAUACCAGCUAGCCUCACUGCUAAUGGCAUGGACAGCUUUUCUAGCAUUGGCAUACUUCUGCAAACGAAACCUAAAAAUGAAACACAGGAAAUACACGGUGUGAACAAAAUAAUGGAGAAAUCAACUCAAAGUCUUCUCACAGUGACGGGGUUUUCUGGUGGCUCUGAGUUUUUCGUCGGUUCCCCUGUUCCCCCAGGAUGACAGCUAAUGCUAAUGCUGUCAGAGAUGCCUGGAAAUUCCAAUAUGUCUUGUUGUAAUCUCAGCAUUGUGGUUGAGCUUCCCCUUAAUUAUCUCUCUGAUCUGGCCUCCGGCUUUUUUACUGGAGAUUUCAGCACAGUACGCCCUCUGCUCUUACCUCAGAUGUCGAUAAAUCACUCAGUCAUCCUCCAGUUUACUCAGAAUAAAACGGACAGGAUCGACUGGCUUCGAGAAAAUGUGAAGGGACGUCACACGAGUAGCAACAUUUCUUAGGGACUAGUCUGGUUAACUAGAUUUAGCCUAGUUAACUAGUACCAAACAUCUCUGGUUAAAACAUCAUUAAAAAUAUCAAAUAUGAUGAAAAACAUUUGAGGUGGGUACUUCUUACCAGCACAAAUUAAAUCGACCUGCCAGGGAAUUAGAUAAACACUACAGGCUGUGGUCUAAAUGGCUUACUUUUGUGACUACACUCAAAUAUAUUACUACGUUCAUAGCAGAUGAGUAAUGCAGGUGAUGAAGGCGAACGUUCCCACCAUGCUACCCCCAAGAUGUCAAUUUCCCAACAAAUUUUCCCGUGUCAUCUAAGACAGACCAGCGUCCCGCCACUUUCGCUACGUCAUCGAUAACGUCACCAUGCUAAUUAUAGCACAUCAUAUCAAGAUGCUGUCAAUAGGACAUGUUGAUAUAAUGUUAACCAAGAAUUGCCAUAAUCUUGGAAUUUAUUUCACGUUGACUAUCAAGGGACUGAGACAUGCUUUCAGAAGCCAGUGUUACCUUUAGUCUUACUUCUAAAACAUGCUUUAUGCCUCUACGUUGAACCGACAAUGGCCCAGU
Cololabis saira (Pacific saury) is the source of this 8073-nucleotide messenger RNA. RefSeq names its product gamma-aminobutyric acid type A receptor subunit beta4 (gene gabrb4). Lineage: Eukaryota; Metazoa; Chordata; Actinopteri; Beloniformes; Belonidae. Gene Ontology annotation, biological process: regulation of membrane potential; signal transduction; nervous system process. Gene Ontology annotation, molecular function: extracellular ligand-gated monoatomic ion channel activity; GABA-A receptor activity; neurotransmitter receptor activity. The coding region runs from base 814 to 2352 and encodes 512 amino acids. Gene Ontology annotation, cellular component: GABA-A receptor complex; synapse; membrane. The record is from RefSeq and is a predicted model, not a curated record. The transcript has 10 exons.